Messenger RNA from Onychostoma macrolepis, 5474 nucleotides. RefSeq names its product WT1 interacting protein (gene wtip). The transcript is spliced from 8 exons. Bases 689 to 2584 code for a protein of 631 amino acids. The record is from RefSeq and is a predicted model, not a curated record. Gene Ontology annotation, biological process: negative regulation of hippo signaling; positive regulation of miRNA-mediated gene silencing; response to hypoxia. Gene Ontology annotation, molecular function: transcription corepressor activity. Lineage: Eukaryota; Metazoa; Chordata; Actinopteri; Cypriniformes; Cyprinidae. Gene Ontology annotation, cellular component: adherens junction; nucleus; transcription regulator complex.
UUUUUUUGUUUUAGAGAUGCUCAGUGUAGUUUUUAAUUAUUUUCUGUGGGCUGGUCUAUGUGGUUAAAUCUUUAAUCUGUCCCGCUGGAUGAAAGUGGACACACAUAGACUCUCCAAAGGACUUUUUUCAGGAUUCUGCUCCCCCUUGCUGAGUUGCUCUCUAUCAUUGUUUCGCUCCGGCAUUAACCACAUUCCAGAGCGCCGCAGCGCAGCCCGUCUCCCUCCGCGCAUUCCUCUCACACAAACGAGUCCCCAAUGAAUCGUUUAAUACACGCACACUCGUCCGUCUACGCGUUCAACAUCUCUCCUGUUUAUUGCGAAAUUCUCGGGGGGGAAUUUUAGGAGAGCUGGAAUCGCUGGAAACGAGUUCGCAGGAACAAUCAAGGAAAAUCAAAGCGAGAAAAUUCCUCCGCGCAGCGCGCCAUUGACUGUAAAGACCUUUCAACUUUACAAAAACCUGAAAUUGACAAACGUUCUCUUGAGUGGAAACUUUGUCACGACGACCGUAUCGCCACAAAUCGACAGGCGGGGAUCAUGUAUCGUGACGAAAUGACGGCGAAGGACUAACUAAUCGCGAACAGGCAACGAUGGUUCGCCUGAGGCGGCGUUUUUCCGCGUAAAAUGCAGUUUGUGUUGUAGUUGGCUAGUGCUCCGCGCGCUCCCCCGUUCAACUCGCCUCAGAGACGACAUGGAUGGAUAUGACGAGGAUCCAGCGAGUAAACUGAUGGAAAACCUCUCCAUAUUUGACGUUUAUCAAGACGGGAUGUACGGGGAACCGAACCCCGAUAUGGAGAAAACUAAACGAAUGAAUGGCAGCUCCUCCGCGCACGGGAACAAAGUCUACGGCGCGGCUCCCCUGCGCUCCGUCAACGGUAACCGACCCUCAGUGCCUCUGGAUUUCUGUUCUCCGCAAAGGGACGCGGUUUAUCCCGAUCCCGACGCGUACUGCACCAAAUCUGAAGUUGCCUUGCCGUGUUACAGCGGCGCGUCGGAGCGUCUCAGAAGAUACACGCAAGCGGAGGUGCAGGCGCACCGGUACAGCGCUGGAUGCGCCUACGACGCGCUCAUUCUGGGGAAGCAGGUGAGGAGCAACAGCUUAUGCAUGGCCACGAGCCCCCGGUCCAGUUUGGCUUCGUCUCACUCGUCGCAAGACCAGAGCAAACACACCAGCCCGAGGUCGAGCAUCAGCAGCCCGCGGUCCAGCUUGGUGUCACCGGGACAGGAGAAGUACUGCGAGGGGAACGGCGUGAUCAGCCCCCGCUCGAGUUACGCCAGCACGGCCAGCGACACCAGCAAACACUCCAGCCCCAGAACCAGCCUCAACAGCUACGACUGCGGGAGCAAACCGAGCAGUAACCGAACCAGCGGCAUCAGCAUGGGCUACGACCAGCGGCACAUCAGCCCCAGAUCGAGCACCACAAGCCCGCGCUCCAGCUACUCUCCCGCGGGGAACCACGAACCGGAGAGCGGCGCGGUGCACGGCAUCCCCAUGACCAGCCCCCGGUCCAGCAUCUGCAGCCAGGACGGUGGCGGGGUUGCGCGACUCGCCGUGGCGGCAAACUGCGUGGUCAGUCCCCGCUCCAGCAUCUCCAGCCACAGCUCCAGGAGUUCACGGAGCUCCAUGAGCGCGUAUCCCGAGCUCCAGCACUCCAUGCUGGGACCCGGUUUGCCGGAGGACGCGCUGCUGCAGGACUUCACGGAGCCAAACGGCCUCCACAACAACCGCGUCCACCUCCAAGCGUUUGCCGAGCCGCAGCAGCAAAAUUCAGACGUCAACAUCGCGUUUAACUACGGGAAGAUGGGCACCGGGGGGCAGCGCUUAAAGCUGCCGUACCAGGUCACUCCAUCCCGGGACAGCGGCCCCAGUCCGGCGGAGCGGCGCCUGGAGGCCCUCACCCUGGAGCUGGAGAAGGAGCUCGAGAUGCACAUGAAAAAGGAAUAUUUUGGUAUCUGUGUAAAGUGUGGUAAAGGUGUGUAUGGAGCGAGUCAAGCGUGUCAGGCGAUGGGGAACCUGUAUCAUACAAACUGCUUCACCUGCUGCUCCUGCGGACGGAGGCUACGAGGAAAGGCUUUCUAUAAUGUCAAUGGAAAGGUUUACUGUGAGGAAGACUUCCUGUACUCCGGGUUCCAGCAGACGGCAGAAAAAUGCUUUGUGUGCGGUCACCUCAUCAUGGAGAUGAUCCUGCAGGCUCUGGGUAAGUCGUAUCAUCCAGGCUGCUUCCGCUGUGUGGUUUGUAAGGAGGGUCUGGACGGUGUUCCUUUCACCGUGGAUGUGGAGAACAACAUCUACUGUGUGAAAGACUACCACACGGUUUUUGCUCCUAAAUGUGCCUCAUGCAACCAGCCCAUCCUCCCAGUGCAGGGUUCAGAGGAGACCAUACGGGUGGUGUCCAUGGAUAAAGAUUACCAUGUGGAAUGCUAUCACUGUGAGGAUUGCGGUCUGCAGUUGAAUGACGAAGAGGGGCAUCGCUGUUAUCCGCUGGAUGGACAUCUGCUGUGCCACCGAUGCCACCUGCACCGGUUAAAAACCCCUCUACCGACCCACCCGCCCCCGAGUUACCCGCUACACGUCACUGAACUGUGAACUCACGCUGAACGUGAACGAGGAGGAAAUCAAGACAGAAGGAUCAGUCCUUCCUCUAAACAAUAAACAGGGGUUCUUGUGUCCGUUUGACCACGUAUCCCCACUUGUUUGGAGUCCAUUUGACCAACCGGGAGGCUUUUAUUAAUAUUUCAUCCCUCAUCACGGUAUCGAGGGGUUUGGGCUCGGUGUCUUCAGCACUGCCGCAGGGGAUCGGAGGGCGACCCGUGCCUAUUUUUCCUCCUGAACGCCAAACAACAGCACUGAACACAGACUGAGAUAUGACUUCCUGUGCCUUCAUCGGAAAUCGGACAUGCACCAUUUCUGUCUCCUGCCAGAUAUUUGUGCCAAGCUGCCCAGGGUCUUUAAAGGGACAGUUCACCUAAAAUGAAAACUACAGUGAUAAUUUGCUCACUGUCGUUCCAAUCUUGUAUGAGUUUUUCUUCCGUGGCAGAAAUGUAUUAAAAUUAUAUUUCAAGGCAAGACACUACAGGAAAUUUUGCUUCCGUGACAAGUCGUAAUUUUUUCCCCAGUGGAAAGAUAUCAUCUAAAAUACACAUUUAAGUGUUUAUUUUAUUACAAUUUAUCUAUUUGCAUCUGUAGUUUUCAAUUACAAUACUUAUCGAUAUUAAUAUAUAUCAAUAUCAAUAACAUUUUCUCUAAUCAAUACACAUUUACACUAAAACUUCAUAGUUUUAUUCUUAUCUUUUUACUGAGUGAUUUUUUUUUCAUGAAUUAUAUUUAACAUUUUAAUCCAAAAACAUGAUUUAUUUCUGACAGUAUUUUCUAUAAAUAAAAUAAAAGAGAAAACCAAAAUCCCCUCUGUAAAAAAUAUGCCAAAAAAAAUCAAAAUAAUUUUGAACAAAUAUUAAUAUUUCUGUUCUGGAAAUACUGCAAAUUAGUGCAUAUCUAAUAUUUAAUUUUAAUUUAUUUAAUUUUUUACUCUGCAAAAAGUUUUCAUGUUCGAAUAUCUAAGCAUUUUUGAAUCAAGAAACAUUUACUUGAGAAGCCCAAUUACUUGUAUUAAGUCCUGCUUUCUGAAAAAUUUAUCCAAAUUUAGUUUUUGCUUAAAGAAAUAAAUAUCUGCCAAUGUUCCCAUUGGCAGAUAUUGUUUCUCAUUUUAAGAAUAAAACUCACUUAAUUUUCUUACAUUUUGCAGAAAACAAGACUUGUUUCUUAUCUAAAUGUGUCUUGAUUUAAGGAUGUUUAGAUAUUUGUACUUGAAAAAUUCAUUUUCUGCAGUGCAUUUAAUAAUGCAUCUUUUGCAUAUUUUAACAUGGCAUUUCAGAAAACUUGUAAUACAAAACAAUCGUCUUAAUGUACAAUGAUCAAUCAAACAAGGAAAGUAUGAUGAUAUCUAUUAGUUAAAAUUUUCCUUAUUAACCUGUGGUGGCUUGCCUUAAAUUGUCCAUAAAUUGUUCAGUUUUGGAGCGACAUGAGGGUGAGUAAAUAAUGGUGAACUGUGCCUUUAAGCACCGAUUUAAUGGCAGCAAUGGGCCGAACACUGAUGCAUCGCUGGCGCAACGCUGGCAUUUACUUCACCAGGUGACAUUGUGAAACCUGCUGCACAUAGAUGGACUAACAAAUGUAUAUUUUGCAGAGGUCUGACAUGAAUCAGGCCGUUAUGACCUGACACCAGCAGAACGGGGCUGGAUCUGUGAACGUGGAGGAUCUUCUCCGCUGACUCUUACGUCGUGCUCUUCAGACACUGGUUUGUCUCUUGAUGAGGUGCCUUCCUGCCUUACAUAUUCCUUAACGUGGAGGAGACACACUGUAAUGUGUCUCAGGAGACUCUUAAGGGACUCUAGAGGUGUGCAGGUGUCAAAGGUUAAGCCUGGAUGUGCUGGACUCAACCAGGCCCGGAGACCUGCUGCGUUCGUCCUGUGUUUGUGUGCGACACGCCGUCUUUAGCAGCUGCGAUGCAAUGAAGCGUAAGGCAACAGAACAUUUUGCACAUGUCAGAAUAAUAGUAAAGUCAUGAAAACUAUGAAAUAACACCUGUAGAGGUCUGGGAAUGAUGUCAAAAUUACUUGUAUUUGAGCUUCUUCUUUAUCUGGAUUCACAUGAACAAAAAUUAUGUGUUGCUGGAAGCUUAUUGCAUCACGUCGCACCUGUUUAGGACAAAAGUGACCGUGUAUGUGGAAAAGAGAGUCUGUGUGUGUGUGUGUGUGUGUGUGUGUGUAGUUGUGUAAAUGUUCAUGUACACUAGUGGCUGGGCCACUGUGUGUGUGUGUGUGUGUGUGUGUGUGUGUGUGUGUGUGUGUGUGUGUGUCAAAUACAGCAACUCUGAUGAGUAUUUAGACACUUAAAGGUAUAGUUCACCCAAAAAUGAAAAUUUGCUGAACUUUUAUAUCACCCUCAGCCUAUUCAAGAUGUACAUGAGUUUGUUUCUUCAUCAGAUUUGGAGAAAUGUAGCAUUGCAUCAGUGUCUCAGCAAUGGAUGCUCUGCAGUGAAUGGGUGCCGUCAGAAGGAGAGUCCAAACAGCUGAUAAAAACAUCACAAAUAAUCCACACCACUCCAGUCCAUCAGUUAACAUCUGGAGAAGACAAAAGCUGAAACAAAUCCAUCAUUACGGUGUUUUUAACUUCAAACCGUUGCUUCCAGCUACAAUACGAGUCCAUAAUCCACAAUAAUGCUUCCUCCAGUGAAAAAAAAUGCAUCCAUAUAUUUGUUUAGAGCUGUUUUGGACUGUCAGACCAGAUGACUUUUUCACUGUGUAAUACAAUAUUAUAGGUAUUACGGAGGACUCAUGUUUUAGCCGGAAGGUUUGAAGUGAAAAUAUCUUGAUGGAUUAGUUUCAGCUUUUGUCUUCUCCAGAUGUUAGCUGAUGGACUGGAGUGGUGUGGAUGUUUUUAUCAGCUCACAUUCUGACGGCACCCAUUCACUGCAGAG